ACGCCCUCAUGUUUGAUUUGUGCCUGUCUUCUCUCUCACUCACUCUUCUCUAAUUUGCUUUUUGGAAAGGAAUUGAAAUGGGUGCACUUAACUACAUCAUCUCCAACUUUUGCACAGUUCCCAGCAAAAAGAUCAAAACAAUGCAGACAGUUGAGAUCAAAGUCAAAAUGGACUGUGAUGGCUGUGAACGAAAAGUCAGAAAUGCAGUGGCGACAAUCAAAGGAGUGAAAUCUGUGGAGAUAAACAGAAAGCAAAGCAGGGUGACAGUGAAUGGUUGCGUUGAUCCAAACAAGGUGUUGAAUAGGGUAAAGAGAACCGGGAAGAAAAAAGCUGAAUUUUGGCCUUAUGUUCCACAGCAUGUGGUCACAUAUCCUCAUGCCUCCGGCGUCUAUGACAAAAGGGCACCCGGCGGCUAUGUUCGAAACGUCCAAACAUUUGCAGCAUCAGCUGAUACAGAAGAGAAAUUUAUGUCCCUUUUCAGUGAAGACAACGUAAAUGCAUGCUCCAUCAUGUAAGCAACUACUGAGAAUCGAUAAAUUAUCACAUGAUCUGAUAUCACCAUGUCUCGAUCAAAUCUAUAUAUACUAUACGUGACACGAUGACACACACAAAAAAUGUGUUAGAUAGAGAUUGUUCGAGAUCUAUAUGAUCCUACAUCAUGUAAUAUACUAUAAUGUAAGCAACUACUGAGAAUCGAUAAAUUAUCACAUGAUUUGAUAUCACUAGGUCUCGAUACAUAAUACAAUGAUACACACAAAAAUGUGUUAGAUAGAAAUUGUUCGAGAUCUAUAUAAUUCUACAUCAUGUAAUGAUAUUUCUCAUCAUCAUCUUAAGAGAAUCUUUGUUCUUGUA
This is a messenger RNA of Glycine soja, 852 nucleotides long. Its product is annotated as heavy metal-associated isoprenylated plant protein 21-like. The coding region runs from base 78 to 515 and encodes 145 amino acids. The record is from RefSeq and is a predicted model, not a curated record. The transcript has 3 exons. NCBI's taxonomy places the organism in Eukaryota, Viridiplantae, Streptophyta, Magnoliopsida, Fabales, Fabaceae. Gene Ontology annotation, molecular function: metal ion binding.